Molecule: messenger RNA, 609 nt
Organism: Debaryomyces tyrocola
Lineage: Eukaryota; Fungi; Ascomycota; Pichiomycetes; Serinales; Debaryomycetaceae
Source: the annotation of a GenBank genome assembly
AUGAGCUCAACUAAUAAACAGCCAGCAGGGUCAGCACCAGCAAAUCCAACGGACCCUAUUAAUCCAGCCAAUAAUCAAAAUAAUAUUGUCCCAAGAGAUGUCAGAUUGUUGCAUUUGAUAUUUGCCACUCAAGGAAUUCAAAACUACCAGGACCAUGUACCUUUACAGUUGAUGGAUUUUGCUCAUAGUAAGUUUCAAUUUUUCCAUCAGUUUUACUCCUACAUACCAUAAAUACUAACCCACCUAGGAUACACUACAUCUGUCUUGAAAGAUGCUCUUAUAUAUAACGAUCAUGCCAAGCCGUUGAAUUCCAAUACAAACAUCAAUUCGAGUGCUAAUUCUACGGUAAACACCGAUGACAUAAGAUUGGCCAUAGCUGCAAGAACAAACUACCAAUUUAAGCCCACGCCACCCAAGGAGUUGUUGUUAGAAUUGGCCCAUGAGAGAAACUCAAAGCCCUUGCCACCUGUUAUUCCAAAAUGGGGCUUGAACUUACCACCUGAAAAAUACUGCUUAACAGCAAGAGAUUGGGAAAACUUGGAAGACGAGUUCACCGAAGGUGAAAAGGAAACCUCUGAAGCUGCUAAUAAGAAGCUGAGAUUAAGAUAA